Messenger RNA from Bipolaris victoriae FI3, 318 nucleotides. RefSeq lists its product as hypothetical. The record is from RefSeq and is a predicted model, not a curated record. NCBI's taxonomy places the organism in Eukaryota, Fungi, Ascomycota, Dothideomycetes, Pleosporales, Pleosporaceae. The transcript has a single exon. The annotation marks the transcript as partial.
AUGAUCAUCGAUUGGCUACUGGCCUUGAUCAGCGUUAGUGUCUGCAGCAUCCUUUUCUUCCUGAUGUUCCUCGUCGUCAUCUGUUUCUGGAUUGUCAUUGCCUUGAUCAACUUCACCAGCACCGUCCUCUUCAUGACAUUUCUCAUUACCAUCAGUAUCUUGAUGAAUAUUCGUGGAAGUGAAGAGCGUCAGGAAUAUGGCCGAAUUCAAGACCUCUACGUCGAUAAUAUGCCCUCACUUGUUACGACUGACAUGCUACCAUCCGCAUCUACCAGCUUGACGUUCAAUACAAAACGGUCGCGGAAGCAAUCUGGCAAG